AUGAUUCAACCCCAAUGGCUUCGUCGCGCCGCGACAGUCCUCCCCCCUUCAAUUUCAACCCGCCGUCUCUCCUCCAAAACCCCAGCACCAGACACACCCUGGCCACUACUCAAAAAACGAACCCGACCAUCACGAGACGACGACCACAUCCACAGCGGCGGCACAGCGCUCAUAGAAUCCCUGAAAAAGCGACAAAACCCCAUACAAGCUGAAAUAACACCCUCCCCCGACACUCACGAUGCCACCUCCAGCGCAGACUCCCGCACCAUGCUCAUCCUCCACGGCCUGAGCACGAACCUCAACGCCAGUGACUUCUACCGCCUCGCACCCAGCGACCUCUCCUCCUGGCAAAGCGCAAUUAAAAAAGUCCAGCAACAGCGAAAUCCUACGACGCUCGAACCCCUGGGCCGCUAUCACAUUUCCUUCUCGUCCUCUGAGGCUGCAAUGUCCUACCGCGACCGACUCUUCCGGCUUCAUAAACUGGUCCGCCAUAAACUCGCCUCCGAGACUGGGCUGUGGAAAAGCGACGUACCAAGACACCUACGGUCCCCGGAUGGUGAUGACCCUGCUGAGGAGCUGGAAAAAUUUACAAUCACAUCUGGGACACAUCGGGCGGUGGAUGUGGAUCGACGGCGUGUCUCGGGCGCGCAUAAAUGGGCGCAAAAACUGGGCGAGAUUGCGAAGAAGUUCGAUUACGGGGAUAAACCGCCAGUGGUGUUGGUGCACGUCUCUCCGCCAUUGACUGCCGAUGACUUGGGGAGGUAUAUACGUGAAGAUGGAGUGUCAAGGGCCUGUGAGUGGAAAGUAUGUCCGCCGCAGGAACUACAAGCGAUGGUGGUGGACAGGGACGUGGGUAAGAAUGAUGAUGGGGACGGGACGGCUACGGAAGUGGAUGUGCGGCCGCAGACGCAGCGGGAGAUCGAUAUCCGGGAAAAGAUCAAGGGUCGGUUUGUGGUGGUUUGUGCCAACGAGGCAGAGGCACGGCGGUUCCAUCGGCACUGGAAUCAAAAGACCCUCACGGCUGGCCCGGGGGACACAGCGGCAAUGAGAAGUAUAGUUCAUGCAUCAAUAAUAAACUGGUAG
This is a messenger RNA of Pochonia chlamydosporia 170, 1083 nucleotides long. RefSeq lists its product as hypothetical. The record is from RefSeq and is a predicted model, not a curated record. The coding region runs from base 1 to 1083 and encodes 360 amino acids. The transcript has 2 exons. Lineage: Eukaryota; Fungi; Ascomycota; Sordariomycetes; Hypocreales; Clavicipitaceae.